Messenger RNA from Lotus japonicus, 1476 nucleotides. RefSeq names its product acyl-CoA--sterol O-acyltransferase 1-like. Lineage: Eukaryota; Viridiplantae; Streptophyta; Magnoliopsida; Fabales; Fabaceae. The record is from RefSeq and is a predicted model, not a curated record. Bases 201 to 1283 code for a protein of 360 amino acids. Gene Ontology annotation, biological process: lipid metabolic process. The transcript has a single exon.
CAUCCACUUAACCCCUCAACAUGCUUUUAAAAUGAUAUAAAGUGAGCAUAAAUAGCAAGACAAAUUCUACAUCUAACUUUAAAAUAUAGUUGCAGACUGAGACUGGCAUUAUACAGUACACACAAGCACCCUGCACUAUAAUUGAUUAUCACACCAAUCAUGUUAGAGACAAACAAGGAAUAGGUCAGAGCCAACUGAAGAUGGAGGGAGAAAUCAACAACCUCCUCAUGGUAUGGACCUUAGCCGCCGCAACACUGUGCUACUGCCACACAAUCGGCCACCUCAUCCCACCAGGCAAACCCAGACUCCUCGCCCUCUCCCCCGCCAUACUCCUCCUCCUCCUCCUCCCUCUCAACCUCACCUCCGUCCACCUCGGCGGCCCCACCUCCUUCUUCCUCGGCUGGCUCUCCACCUUCAAACUCCUCCUCUUCGCCUUCAACAAAGGCCCCCUCACUUCCCACCCUCCCCUCUCCCUCCUCCACUUCGUUUCCCUCGCCUCCCUCCCCAUCAAAUUCCAAUCCCAACACCAAAAACCGCCACAAAAAAUCACCAAAAACCGCCAGAAUUCCCUAAUCAGCUACAUUUUCAUUCCACUCAUUGUCGUAACAGCUUACUUGAUUCCUCUGUUCGGUAAAAACCAAAAUCUCCACCCGAAAUUCGUGUUGUUCUUGUACAGUCUCCACAUGUACAUUGGCCUCGAAUUCUUCUUCGCACUCGCUUCAUCUUUCACGCAAAAGCUUCUCAACGUUGAGCUGGAACCACAGUUCGACAAGCCUUACCUGAGCACUUCUCUUCAAAACUUCUGGGGGAAACGCUGGAACAUCGCAGUGAACCGAGUCCUCCACCCAACGGUCUACGAGCCGGUGGUAACCGCCACUAGCACCGUGAUUGGGCGGAGGUGGGCCCCGAUUCCCGGCGUGUUCGCCACUUUCGCCGUGUCGGCUCUGAUGCACGAGCUGAUUUUUUAUUAUUUAAAGCGGGAGGAGCGGCGCACGUGGGAUGCGUGGGAGCCCUCGUGGGAUGCCAUGUGCUUCUUUGCGGUUCACGGGGUUUGUUUGGGUGUGGAGAUUGGGGUAAAGAAGGUGGUUGGAGGGAGGUGGAGGAUGCCGACGGGGGUGGCGUGGGUGCUCACGGUGGGAUUUGUUUACUCCACCGCGUUGUGGCUGUUUCUGCCGGCGCUUGUGCGGUGUCGGCUUUAUGAGAAGGCGACGAGGGAGGUGACUGCUUUGGGUGGUUUUGUGAAGGGUGUGUACGAUGCUUUCAAGUUUGUCGUGAGAAGGUGAUAGAUGCUAUUUUUGGAAAAUUGUUUGUGAAACAUCAAUUUGCAUUGCUUGGUUUAACAUCACUUGAUAGAUACAAGUUUAGUUUCUGCUGCCUUGGUCUCAUCAUACUCAUAGGAACAGUCCAAAUCCCAUGCGACUUGUGACCCACUCCCUUGUGCAUCUAUUUGGUUUCAAUAAUCAUUUUUCUUUGAAA